Zingiber officinale is the source of this 2699-nucleotide messenger RNA. RefSeq names its product probable NOT transcription complex subunit VIP2. Lineage: Eukaryota; Viridiplantae; Streptophyta; Magnoliopsida; Zingiberales; Zingiberaceae. The record is from RefSeq and is a predicted model, not a curated record. Bases 211 to 2202 code for a protein of 663 amino acids. Gene Ontology annotation, cellular component: P-body; CCR4-NOT core complex. The transcript is spliced from 14 exons. Gene Ontology annotation, biological process: nuclear-transcribed mRNA poly(A) tail shortening; regulation of DNA-templated transcription.
AAAUAAUCCUAAUUUCAUUUCCUCGUCGCGUAUUGGAAGUUCACUCCCAGCUCUCCGUCGGGCGUCAAGAGAUCGUUUAUUUCCUUGAAUUCGUGGGGAUAUAGUCAUUGCUUCCAAUUGAACAUCUGGAGAAUUUUUAUUCACUGGUUGGCAUAAUGAAGAAACACUGCAUCUUGAUCUGAGUCUUUCUACAUUCGUGGCAAAGUUAUAAUGUCUUGGCUUCCAAAUUCAACAGUUAUUGGUUCAGCAUCAAAUUUUGCAGACUCCUCAGGCCGACCCUAUACCACAUUGUUUUCUGCCCAGUCUGCUGCAACGCCUGGGUUUUUUCCCUCUGGUGGUAUUCAAGGAUUGCAUAACCUUCAUGGAAGCUUCAACCUGCCAAACAUGCCAAGUUUGCUUGCAUCAAGAGAGGCUGCAAUGAAUGCUGUAUCAUCUGGUGGUGUUCAGCAACUGGGAGGAAGCAUUCCUAGUGGGCGAUUCACGUCAAACAAUCUUUUGGUUGCAUUGUCUCAGAUACCUCAUGGCUCUAGUGUCACAAAUAGAGGGGGUAUUAAUGUCGUUGGAAAUCAUGCUUUUAGUAGUAGUAAUAUUAAUGGAGCUGAUGGGCCAAUAACUGGUAUUUCCUCAAGUUCAGCUUCUGGCAGUCGUAGUUCUGUUCCUGGUUUGGGAGUUUCUUCAGUAUUGGGUAACAUAGGCCCAAAACUUACAAGCUCUGUAGCUAAUAUUGUUGGUGGUGGUAACAUGGGAAGAAACAUCAACUCUGGAGGAUUAUCCGUGUCUGGUUUAGCUUCACUGGUAAACUCAGCUACUAAUAGUGGAUCAGGGAACCUCAAUGUACAAGGUACCAACAGAUUGAUCAGUAGCAUGCUUCAACCAGCCGGACCACCAAUGAUCGGUAUGCUUGGUAACUCGUAUCCUACAUCUGGAGGAUCGCUAUCUAGGAUCCAAGGUGGGAAUAAUGCUUUAAGCUCUAUGGGUAUGUCGAAUACCAUCAAUGCAGUGGAUAGUUCUCCUUUUGAUAUGAAUGAUUUUCCUCAAUUAACUUCAAGGCCUAGCUCAGCAGGAGGCCAACAAGGGCAAUUGGGUGCAACACGGAAGCAAGGAGUUGGGGUUAGCUCCAUUGUUCAUCAAAAUCAAGAAUUUAGCAUACAAAAUGAAGAUUUCCCAGCUUUGCCAGGAUAUAAAGGUGGUAGCUCAGAUUUUUCAGUGGAUCUACAUCAGAAGGAACAACUUCAUGAAAAUAUUUCUACCAUACAAUCACACCAAUUACCAUUUGAUAUCAACCAGAUGGCAAGAUCUGGCGGAUUUAACUUAGGAGGAACUUUCCAACCUAACCUUCAGCAACAGCAGCUGCAUGCUACUGCAGCAAGUAGUGGUGAACUUCCUUUUGCACCUGGAAACAGUCGAGAUCUACGAUCACAUGGCUCUGAUUUCUUUCCUUCUCACGGGAAUUAUCAUUCACAGAUUCAAAACAGUGCAGACCCUAGUAUUGGGCUGAGAGCAUUGAACUCUGUUACAUCUGCUUCUGGUAUGAAUACAUACGAGCAGCUGAUUCAGCAAUAUCAACAAUCACAAAGUCAAUCUCAAUUUAGACUACAGCAGAUGUCUGAUGUCGGUCAAUCAUAUAAAGGUCAAAAUGUAAAAUCCACCCAGGGAUCACAAGUACCUCCUGAUCCAUUUUGCAUGUUAGGGUUGUUGAGUGUUAUUAGUAUGCAUGAUCCAGAUCUAACGCGUCUUGCAUUGGGAAUUGAUUUAACUACCGUAGGACUGAGCUUGAACUCUACAGAUAGUCUUUAUAAAACAUUUAGUUCACCUUGGUCUGAUGAACCUGCCAAGGGGGAGCUUGAAUAUUGCAUUCCAACAUGUUAUCAUGCCAAAGCACAGCUGCCUCUACAUCAGCUAUAUUUCUCAAAACUUCAGCUAUCAACCCUGUUUUACGUUUUCUAUAGUAUGCCAAAGGAUGAAGCUCAACUUUAUGCGGCUUCUGAACUGUACGCCCGUGGAUGGUUCUACCACAAAGAUCAACAGUUAUGGUUUACAAGAGUCCCGAACUCAGAGACUCUUGUCAAGACGCAUGCUUACGAAAGAGGAUUGUACCUUUGCUUUGAUCCGAACACAUGGAGCACAAUUUUGAAGGAGCACUUUGUUUUGCAUUACGAUGCAGUGGAAAAGAAGCCGAUACUCCCUUCAGAUCACCCUUAAGAUCUACGUAAACAAAACUGCCCAUGUAAAACAGGUCUUGUCACUUUCGAAUAAAACGGUUUUAAUCUAUUCUUCAUUUAGUCUGCUUAGUGCUUCUUCUCUAAGCCCUUUCAACAUGGUUAGUAUAUCCUUGCACUCAAAAAAUUUCUCUAGCCUGCAACCCUAGUAAGGACCUUUAUGAGAUUUCAUUAGCCUAUAUAGGUAAUCUUGAUUCACAUUUUCUAUUUAAAAUCUAACACGUUAAACGUUAGCUACCUUCUUCACUGUGCAGUUUUCAUAGGAAUAUCUAAAAGAUAAUAGUUUGAUGGAAAUCUUUUUAUAGUCGUUUCUAUGGGUCUACAGUUCAAAGUUAAGACGUAAUUUGAGCUCUUUCUUGGCGUAUUUGCUAGGAUUUUUUUUCUAGUUCUGUACUGAUAUUUCAUGUUGGGAGUUACUCUCAGAUUGAUUGAUGUAAUCAUAUCAACAAUUUGUUUAAGUAAAAAAAGAAAUUGUGAAAA